CAUUUUGUGACCUGAACCUUGUUCCCCUUGUUUGAUGCACGCUGCCACAGUGUCAUCAUUCCUUUUCAUCAUUCCUUUGCCUCAUUCCAACUAACCAGCCAACACCGUCUCGCCCUUUGCAAAACCAAGAUUUCGCCGCCAGUCAGUCCAAACCAACAUCGUUGAAAACAUCAACAACAAACACCACCUUACUUUACAACCUCAACAGUCGACUCGAGAGAACUAACAACGCCAUGGGUAUCAUGCUGACAAAGCUCUGGCGCAAGCUGAUGAGUCAGGAGGAGGUCAAGAUUGUCAUUGUUGGACUGGACAACGCAGGAAAGACGACGGUUCUCUACAAACUGCUGCUGAAUGAGGUCGUUGUUACCACGCCAACAAUAGGAUCCAACGUGGAGGAGAUUACAUACAAAAACAUCAAGUUUCUCAUGUGGGAUAUAGGCGGACAAGAGUCUUUGCGCUCAUCAUGGAAGACCUACUAUGUCAACACAAAGGCUGUGAUCAUGGUCAUUGACAGCUCUGACAAGGAACGCCUGCACAUUUCAAAAACGGAACUACACACGAUGAUGGAAACCGAGUCGCUACGCAAUGCAAGUCUACUCGUGUUUGCGAACAAGCAGGAUGUCAAGGGCGCAUUGAGUGCAGCAAAGAUCUCAGAAGCACUUGCUCUUACGUCGUUGCAGGAUCGACAGUGGCAUAUCCAAGCGUGCUCUGCCUUGACAGGAGAUGGGUUGUUCGAAGGACUUGACUGGAUCGUGGCACAGAUCGGCUCGCACUAAGGGCGGAAGUGAUUUGUCUUCAUAUCACAAAAAACCACAAAGACGUUUCAUCGACUCUACCGACGACAGAUAAUAAUAAACAUAAACUUGGAUUGGGAUACAUGAAAAACCAGGUGGUUGU
Gamsiella multidivaricata is the source of this 897-nucleotide messenger RNA. Its product is annotated as ARF-like protein. The record is from RefSeq and is a predicted model, not a curated record. NCBI's taxonomy places the organism in Eukaryota, Fungi, Mortierellomycota, Mortierellomycetes, Mortierellales, Mortierellaceae. Bases 234 to 776 code for a protein of 180 amino acids. Gene Ontology annotation, cellular component: trans-Golgi network; cytoplasm. Gene Ontology annotation, biological process: protein localization to Golgi membrane; intracellular protein transport; vesicle-mediated transport. Gene Ontology annotation, molecular function: GTPase activity; GTP binding. The transcript has 6 exons.